Chondrus crispus (carragheen) is the source of this 735-nucleotide messenger RNA. RefSeq lists its product as hypothetical. Bases 1 to 735 code for a protein of 244 amino acids. Lineage: Eukaryota; Rhodophyta; Florideophyceae; Gigartinales; Gigartinaceae. The transcript has a single exon. The record is from RefSeq and is a predicted model, not a curated record.
AUGCACCAAAUGCACCUGAACGGACAACGAAGCAGAAGAUUGCGGAUCUGCGCUGUGUGUCCUUGGAUCAACCGGUGCGCGAUCUACUGCUGCAACCAAAAAAGGCAAGCUCUGUUAUCCCCCUUCGCUCUUACCAGUGCUAGAAAUGACGGCGCCGGCAACAAUCAGGCCCGCACCGAGCAUGCCCACGACGCCCAUGGUCUCCCCAAGUACCAACGUAGCAAUAACGGCGGUCCAGAGGGGCUGGGCGGCGAACAAAAUGGCAGCGUCACUUGCGGGCACUGCCUGCUGCCCCUUGGUCUGAAUCCAGCUGGCGGCGGCGCUAACAAUCAUGCCUGCCCACAGGACCAGUGCCAAGUUAGUGGCGAUGGCGGCCGGGGUCCAUGCGGCGACUUUGAAAGCGACUCCAGCGCCCGCCUCCAGGACGCGCUUGCCGCCGAGCCACAGGACGGAGAGCGCGGCCUGUGUGGUGAUCUUGAUGGCGACGAGUUGGUUGGUCUUUCCCUUUACCAGGCGUGCGAGGUGCGAGAUGCGGAUGACGAAGGCGGUGUAGAAGAGGGCGGCGGCGAUCUCGAGGCCGUCGCCGAGAAAGGGGACGGGGGCGGCGGCGGCGGCGGCCGUCGCGGCAGCCGAGGCGGAGCCGCCCAGCGUGAGCAGGGCGACGCCGACCAGGGCGCAGCCGGCGGCGGCGGCGACGCGCGAUGUGAGGGCCUCGAUGCCAAAAGCGGCCAGUGA